AUGGCUUCUAUCACUCCUGCUAAGCGCACUCUCUUUAAGUUUCUAAAGGUGGACCCGGAAACCUUUCCCCUGAUGGGUUUCCUUAGCAUGACCACAUUUGGCCUUGGUUACUGGUCUGCUCAAAAGCUAAAUUGGAUCAACGAUGACGAAAACGUUCGUAUCGCUGAAGAACCAUGGGCCAAAGAUACUCCUCCCAAUGCUGCCUACAAGUAUAAAUAUUAUGAACAUGGCAACCCAAAGGGAAAGCUCAUGGAUGCACCCAACGCCAUGGUCGAAUUUGAUACGGGUGUCUCGUUACCCAAGAGUCAAAUUCCAAAGCAAAUGUUGGCAUAG
Molecule: messenger RNA, 333 nt
Organism: Lichtheimia ornata
Lineage: Eukaryota; Fungi; Mucoromycota; Mucoromycetes; Mucorales; Lichtheimiaceae
Exons: 2
Coding region: 1-333 (110 amino acids)
Source: RefSeq, a predicted model, not a curated record